AUGAAGUCCAUUCAACUAUCCUCCUUAAUAUUCUCUCUACUAUCACUCACUGAAGGAAUUUCUCUUAACAAGAGAGACAAUGGCCUCGAGCCUCGUGUUAUGAGCGUGGAGAUUCAGAGGCGGACAAUAUCUGAUCCUAUUUCCAACGAUCGAAGACGUCUUCGCAAGAGAGACGGGACAAUAGACAUUGGUAUUGACAAUGAACAAUCUCUUUACUUCCUCAAUGCAUCAUUGGGAACGCCACCUCAAGAUUUCCGUCUUCAUCUCGACACUGGAAGCAGUGAUCUAUGGGUCAACGCACAAGGCUCAAAACUGUGUUCUACUCACGCCAAUAUAUGCAGCGAAUCUGGUCUAUACAGUCCUAACAAGUCGUCGACUUAUGAGUAUUUGAACAGCGACUUCAACAUCUCAUAUGCCGAUGGCUCUGGUGCUUCCGGAGACUAUGCUACCGAGACGUUCCGCAUGGGUAGUGUAAAGCUUGAAGAUUUACAGUUUGGUAUCGGAUAUGUUACAUCUGACAACGAAGGCGUCCUUGGUAUCGGAUACAAGAGCAAUGAAGCUCAGGUCGGCCAACUCAACCGAGACGCUUACGAUAACUUGCCGGCCAAGUUGGCUUCCAAAGGUCUCAUCGCUUCUAAUGCGUACAGCUUGUAUCUGAACGACCUCGAGUCUGCCACCGGAACCAUCCUAUUUGGAGGCGUGGACCAGGAGCAGUAUACCGGCGAUCUAGUCACUCUCCCCAUCAACAAGAUUAACGGCGAGUUUGCCGAGCUCUCCAUCACACUACAGAGCGUCAGCGCAGACUCAGAAACUAUCGCUGACAACCUUGACCUUGCUGUUAUUCUCGACUCUGGCUCAACACUCUCAUAUCUCCCCGCCACACUUACGUCAGACAUAUAUGAUAUUGUUGGCGCUCAGUACGAGGAGGGAGAGUCUGUCGCAUACGUUCCCUGCGAUCUUGGAAACGAUUCAGGAAACUUGACGUUCAAGUUCAAAGACCCGGCAGAGAUCUCAGUACCGUUGAGCGAGCUGGUCCUUGACUUCACCGAUGUGACAGGGCGCCAAUUAUCCUUCGACAAUGGCCAGGCAGCCUGUACUUUUGGAAUAGCACCCACGACAGGAGACAUUUCUAUCUUGGGUGACACGUUUCUCAGAAGCGCCUACGUUGUUUUCGAUCUUGAGAAUAACGAGAUCUCACUAGCACAGAGCAACUUUGACGCUACAAAAUCGCAUAUUCUCGAGAUCGGUACCGGAAAGCAUCCGGUUCCUACUGCCACUGGUAGUGGUUCUUCUGAUAACAAGGAAAAUGCCGCUGCGUCACUUGCACCAUUAGGAGGCGACGCAGCUAUUUCUAUGGUUGCUGGGGCCUUUGCUCUCGGAAUGACUGCUUAUAUCGAGCUUGCAGCUUCUUGGCUCUUCAAAAACUCCAAGGGCAGAGAUGCAAGAGCUUUCUUCACCACCCCCGCCUUUGCUGAGCAUCCAGAGCCUACACUUGCUGUCACAUCUCCAGACUGUGGCCCAGAUGGUGCAACAUUGGGGAAAGACUACAUGCACGGUGAUCAGCACAAGUUUCCCGAGUUAUCCUGGGACCCUCACUCUGGUGUAAAAGAGUGGUUACUUGUGUCUGAGGACCCAGAUGCUCCCCUGACAACGCCAAUUUGCCAUGGAAUUUACUUGGGAAUACCCUCUGAGAAAACAAGAGUUGUCGAGAGUGACUUUGAGCCUGUUGAAAAGAGUUCCACUCGACUCGCGGGAGGCUUCUACUAUGGUGCGAGUCGUAACGGCUCGAUCUAUAUUGCUCCACGGCCACUUCUGAAUCAUGGCAUUCAUCGAUUAAUUGGUCUAAAUGAGCCUUUGGACGAGAAGUUCAAGACCUCCAAACCGAACAGGGAUCAAGUCGCAGAAGCCAUUAAUGGUAAGGUAGUUGUCUGGGGAAGAUGGAUGGGACAGUGCGAGAGAAGAUGGGAGUGA
This is a messenger RNA of Fusarium oxysporum Fo47, 1971 nucleotides long. Its product is annotated as aspartic peptidase domain-containing protein. The transcript is spliced from 5 exons. Lineage: Eukaryota; Fungi; Ascomycota; Sordariomycetes; Hypocreales; Nectriaceae. Gene Ontology annotation, molecular function: aspartic-type endopeptidase activity. Gene Ontology annotation, biological process: proteolysis. The record is from RefSeq and is a predicted model, not a curated record. The coding region runs from base 1 to 1971 and encodes 656 amino acids.